CCCGGGUGCAGCUACGUGCCGCACUCGACGCGGCGCACGUCCGACGUCCGGCGGCACCUCGAGACGCACCGCUCGAGCGAAAAUCAACAGCGCUGGGUGUGCUGCGGGGUGCCCGUGGCGCGGGCGGCAGAGUUUGGCAUCACGGACGUCAACGCGGCGUACUGGUGGAGGGGCUGGCGGAUGGUGGGUGGCUGCCGCAGGGGGUACAGUCGUCGGGACUCGCUCGGCAGGCAUUUCAAGACGUGCGGGUGCAAAGGGCAUGUGGACAUG
Messenger RNA from Fomitopsis serialis, 270 nucleotides. RefSeq lists its product as uncharacterized. Lineage: Eukaryota; Fungi; Basidiomycota; Agaricomycetes; Polyporales; Fomitopsidaceae. The record is from RefSeq and is a predicted model, not a curated record. The transcript has a single exon. The annotation marks the transcript as partial.